UCCCCUGCUGCAUUCGCUUCUCCUUUCUUUCUUGCCAAAAGAAGAAAUUCGUUGUAGGCAGCAGUCCCCCCAAGCAGAGGCAGAGCUCGAGAGAGGAAGGAGGACAGCCAUGGAUGCUUCGGCCCUCAACAACCCGCGCCUCAAGGCGCUCAUAGAGGAGGAGAGAACGAAGGCCUUGACAAAUGAGCUCGUGGCAAAGCUGACGCUUGCUUGCUGGGACAAAUGCGUUACUGGGAGCAUCGGAAGCAGCUUCAGCAGGAGCGAGGCCUCGUGCUUGUCCAACUGCGCGAAACGCUUCGCCGAAGUGAAGAUGAUGACCAUGCAACGCUUCACCGAGCGGUAGCUGAAAUCACAUAGGCCAAAUGGAGUGGAGUAACUGUGUUCUGCAGUAGCACGAAUUUUGUUAUCUUUUUGCUGUCAUACUAUCGUUGGUGAGAGUGAGAUGAUAGAGAGACAUGUCCAGUGUCCAAUGAUCUUUUAGUACUUCUCUAAACCUGAUGGGAUGAAGCAGGUACUAAGAAAUAUAUGCGUUUAAGGUGAUGUUGAACUGAAA
Setaria italica (foxtail millet) is the source of this 553-nucleotide messenger RNA. RefSeq names its product mitochondrial import inner membrane translocase subunit TIM8. The transcript has 2 exons. The record is from RefSeq and is a predicted model, not a curated record. The coding region runs from base 110 to 343 and encodes 77 amino acids. NCBI's taxonomy places the organism in Eukaryota, Viridiplantae, Streptophyta, Magnoliopsida, Poales, Poaceae.